AUGAGGACCUAGUUCACUUGGUUCGCAAAUCAACAGCAUAAGUAGAAUUUCUUUUUAACUGAAAAGAAUCAGAAAUAAGAAGUGUAUAUCGCUGAUAUGACUAAGAAUUUCAAUUACUAUAACAUUAUCAAAUACUUCAUGUAUUUAAAUGACAAGUUCAAUAUUCAGGGGUAAAAUAUAGCUUAUGAAUAAAAGUAAUCAAAAAUCAUAUAUGAUUUAGGCAUGAUUCAUAACACUCACUCUGAUAGGACUAUGCCAGUCAUUAAUGACAAUAACUUUAGUUUCGCAAUUGCAAUAAGAUAAAAAAUUGAACCCAUUUUUGACAAAUUAUAAGGUGACAGUAAUGAGGAAGUCAUUUCCAAGUAUUCUUUUGAUAAGAUUAUGAGAAAGCUAUUGAUGAUUAAAGGAAAAUAACCCUUUGAGUUUUAGGCUAUUUAACAGUAUAUCCUUGUAAAUUAACUGUACCCAGAGGGCAUUAUUCAUUCAAUUCAAUACAUGCAUGAUAACUAUAGAUCUUCAAUAAUUGAUAAAUCUAGAUCCAUAUAGAUUUGUGAUUUGCAACUCGAAAAUAAACUGAUAGAUUAUACCAAAAAGGUUUUUCUACUAUUAGAAGCAGCUAACAAUACAAAAGUUCUACAUGUAAGGGCUAUAUAUCUUUUAGACUAAGAAGGUAAAAUUUAUCUUAAGUGCAUUAAUAUGGCAGAGCAAAUGGAUAACUUUGAGCUUUAGCAUGAAUUUUCGAUUUAGAAAAUGGGAGUAAAACCCUGUUCAGUAAUAAAUAAGUAAAUUGUAAAGUUAGAGUAAAAACUUCCUAAAAUACCUUAAACAGCUCGAAAUAUAUUAAAUGCUCCAUUCUUAGGUCCGAAUAGUACUAUAGAACUCAAAAAGAGCUUUAGACAGAUAUCUAGUGUAAUUGGAAUUACUAAGAUUAAAGAGGGGGAUGAUGACACAAAUUAAAAUUAACAUUUAAGCAAUGUAUCUCAGUCUAUUAUGAGAAGAAAUAUGAGUCUAUUGAUGAAAUCUCAAGAUUAUUAGUUAGGCUCAAUAGUUACUAGAACCAUAGAUAAUGAUAAUUCAAGAAUAUAAUCACAAUCUACUAAAUCUUAUAUCAGGGACUCACCUAAGUAAAGAUUCGAAUAGAAGUAUAUCAAGAAAAAUCUGCUAAAGCUAAGAAAAAGCUUUGACAAGAUUAAUGAAGUGUUGAAGGAUUACGCAAUCGAUGAUAAUAAGAAGUCAACAUUAUAACUAGAGCAUAAUAUGGGAUUAGAUAGUGCUAAGAAUUUAACAAGCAAUUAAUAUCAAACCUUUUUAGCAUAAAAUGCAGAUGAUUAUAUAAAGCAUAAAUAAGGAUCGUUUCCGCUUUUGAACAAAACUGGACUUACCCAGUUGAUAAAUGGAUCAGGUGAUGUUAGCAAAAGUAUUAGAAAUCUAUAUGAAAAUAAGAAAUAGGGAACGUAUACCCAUAGAGAUAGAUACAAUAGAGAUCAUAAAGAUGAUAUUAGUUCCCUUAAUAAAUACUAUUUCAAGGAUUGA
Stylonychia lemnae is the source of this 1533-nucleotide messenger RNA. Lineage: Eukaryota; Ciliophora; Spirotrichea; Sporadotrichida; Oxytrichidae. The record is from the annotation of a GenBank genome assembly.